Pan troglodytes (chimpanzee) is the source of this 11962-nucleotide messenger RNA. RefSeq names its product aldo-keto reductase family 1 member C4-like. The record is from RefSeq and is a predicted model, not a curated record. The coding region runs from base 470 to 901 and encodes 143 amino acids. The transcript has 6 exons. Lineage: Eukaryota; Metazoa; Chordata; Mammalia; Primates; Hominidae. Gene Ontology annotation, molecular function: oxidoreductase activity.
AUCACGGCGUGAACAAAAACGAGACGUUGCUGGAGGUGUUUUAUAGUCCAACAUAUGAUAAUUAAUAAUUCUAUAAAUCUAUUGGAGGAAUUUAUGAGAUAUAUAGACAGAUGAUAGACGAUAGAUAGACAGAUGAUAGACGAUAGAUAGAUAGAUAAUAGAUAGCCAGAUAGAUAGAUAGAUAUAUUCCAGAUGGAAAAUUUUACUUUAGCAAGAAAAUAGUAAUUUUAUUCUGACUAUAUUAAAAUGUACUUAAGAAUUCUCUUUGAUAAAAAACAAGUGCACUGGAUUCAAUUUUCUUCAUAGCCUGUGUAAUACACCAUCACUUGCUUCUUCCUACAUGACAUUGGUCAGCCCCAGACAGUGGGCAGUGUAGCAUUGCCUGCCCAUUUCUUAUACAACCUGUGAAUAUAAACGCUGGAUGUUGAAGAAGGAAACCGUGUCUGCUUAGCGAAAGGAAUGACAUUCAAUGGAUCCCAAAUAUCAGUGUGUGGAGCUAAAUGAUGGUCAUUUCAUGCCUGCAUUGGGAUUUGGCACCUGUGCACCUCCAGAGGUUCCUAGGAAUAGAGUUGUGGAGGUUACAAAAUUAGCAAUAGAAGCUGGUUUCUGCCAUAUUGAUUCUGUUCAUUUAUACAAUAAUGAGGAGCAGAUUGGACUGGCCAUCCGAAGCAAGAUUGCAGAUGAGAGUGUGAAGAGAGAAGACAUAUUCUACACUUCAAAGGUGGAAUGUCAUCCUUACCUCAACCAGAGCAAACUGCUGGAUUUCUGCAAGUCAAAAGACAUCGUUCUGGUUGCCCACAGUGCUCUGGGAACCCAACGACAUGAACUAUGGGUGGACCAGAACUCACCAGUUCUUUUGGAGGACCCAGUUCUUUGUGUCAUGGCAAAAAUUCACAAGUGAUCCCCAGCCCUGAUUGCUCUGUGCUACCAGCUGCAGCGUGGGGCUGUGGUCCUGGUCAAGAGCUCCAAUGAACAGCAGAUCAGAGAGGACAUGCAGGUGAGGAGUUGGGUGGGCAUUAGGACUCCUGCAUUGUGUCCUUCACACAUGUGCUUCCUGUAAGGUGAGAGCAGGAUACCGUUGGACUAAGUCCAUUUCCUGGUUAUUUCCUAUGCACAAAUGCUUUGUGUACAUCCUAAAGGUUUUCUACUCUACCACAGAAGAGGCAGCAUGGGUGGAGAGAAUUAGGAUGGGACCAAAACCAGAGAUUUGGGUUUCAACAUUAAGUUGGCAAUUUAUUAUGCAUUCCUGUGCUGGGGACAUCUGCUUUUCUUGAUUUUCUGAAAUGAGUUGGAUUAGGUGUUCUCUAGUCUCCAAAUCAUUGCUGAUUUUUUUCAUUUCCUUCUUUACUCAGUAUAAAUUUCAUAUAUUCUCUUAGAGUUUUCUUUAUAGUAGUACCUGUUAAAGUCUUUGGGUAUUUUUAUUAGUUUGCUUGUCUCUUCCUAUGUGUAGAAGACCAUAAUUAUACUAAUAUGUUUGCCCCAGAAAAAGCAUUUCCUGAUCAACUGUUCUACUUGCUCACCUCAUGACCCCUGAAUACUGUCUAUUUGCAGCUGUGUUUGCUUGUCGUUAUAAAAAAUGUUUUCUGACUGAUCUUUGAGACACAUAGAUGUUAUGCUCAGAGUUCUACCCUUUGAAUAAAUUUCUCUUGCUUAAGUCUAGGUUGGUUUCUUGAAUGGGAUUGUUCCGUGUUUCAAGGGUUGCUCAGUCUAAGGCUGGAUCAAGUUCCCGGGGAAGUGGGGAAACAAGAGCCUGACCAAGUGUGGUCAAGUCCAGGUGGCCGGUAUUGUGUCUACACUUUCUUUUCCAUUUUAAAACAAGUGAUUUCCUUUUUCUGUCUCAAGCAAUUUUCUAGAAAUAUUUUAGAUUGAUGAGUGCACAUCUUUCUUUUGAGAAGUGGUGCAGAAUAGAAGAGGGGUGGGAUGGAGAAGAAGCAGAGCUCAGGUGGAAGAGGUCCCAGGCCAGGUGCACCUGGAAGCCGAUGAGGAUAGAAAUGCCUCCCCUAAUGCCAUCCUUGCCUUUGCCCCUUGCAAAGUCCUUGGAUUCCCAGGUAGAAGCUGCUGUCCUGGGAAAGGUUAAUGUGAGUAUCACCUGCCUUUCAGAUUUUUGACUUUGAGUUGACUCCAGAGGACAUGAAAGCCAUUGACAGCCUCAACGGAAAUCUCCAACAUGCUAAGUUACAAUUGUAAGUGAUGCUUGCAGAUUCUUUCACAGACCAUUUUCUGCAGGAUGCACAAAAACAGAGGGACACAUCUUUCCUACAUCAGGAAGACAGGCCUGAAUUCAGGCAUGGGGUGAAACAGGAGAUUCACUGUAGCCCUCAGACCAUAGGUUUCCUCCAGGGCUCAAUUUCUGACCCAACAGGAAUGUUGGUCUGUAAGUAACACUGCCUAUGUCUGCACCAUUGUGAAUCACUUUUUUUGAUGCCCUCACUACCUGUGCCUGGGUCCUAUGCUUUGGACCCUCUUACCCAUUAGACUAGAAGGCACAGGGCUGUCUUAAUUUAUGCUAAAAAAAGAAAAAUUAAUAUGAUAACAAAUAUGUAAUAAUGACUCAAACCUGGUCCCUCUUCGUGUCUCCACCGAGGCAACAUAAGACAUAAUUUUAAUAUUUUUAUGGAGAUGGGCCCAGGUAGGUAAAUGUGCAUAGGUCCUAGGGAAGUCACAGUGGGCCCUGCUUCCAUGUCCUCCCGUAAGAGUCCAGUGGCAUUUCUCCUUAAUGUGGCAUUACCUUUUCAGGACACCAUUUAUAUCUCCCAAAUUUAUGUCUUCCUUGGCUUUCUUCACCUGUCACAACUCUCAUUUUCUCAGCUCUAUAAAUCUCACCAACCUGAAUGAUAAAUGAAUUAUGAAAUUAAUAGACCCUCAGUGCUAGUGACUGAGGUGUCCCCUAUGGCCUCUACCAAGAUAAGAUCCUCUAGAGUUUCUCUGGAUCCUCAGGGCAAGACUCUUACUCCAGUGUCAUCUUUGUCCAUCUGAAGCCCAUCUCUGGGGAACCCAACAUCCCUUAACUUUGGUUUGUUCACAAACGUGACGUUCCAUUGGAUUAACUGUGGCAGGAUCUCAGGAUUGAGGAGAAAGAAGAGGAAUCAAACACAAAGAAGUUUGGAGGGGAGUGUAGAAAUAGGGAAAAAAUGAAAUUUUUUAUGUGUGUUUGCACCCGACAGAGAUUUUAUAUGCAAAAAUCAAAAAAAGAAAAGCCUCUAUGUCUUUUUAUGCUUCACUUAAAAAAAAACCUGGAUUGUUGUAGAGCAUAUUAACUUAAAAUUCUAUUUAUAAUCCCUUAAUUCAUUAUAUUACUUAUACAUUACAUAUAUAAUAUCAUAAUUAGCAUGGCUUGGAAAUAUAUGCUCAUUUUGCUGCUUAGCAAUGUAAUAGCAUCAUAUUUUCCACUUCUACACUCCAAACUGGUAGAAUAAUUACCAAAAACUAAAAUAAAAUAAAAAUAUGACUAUUUCAGAAAUAGGAAAAAAAUUUUAGUUAUGAGAAUAAAGAUUCAGUCCCCCCCAAAAAUAUGUGAACAGUCUCUCUUCUUUUUGUGAAACCAUACCAGGAUUCUGAGAGAAGACAUUUUUGAAUGAACAAAAAUGUGGGAAGUGACUUUUACAUACUGAAAGGCUUUAAGUAGAAAUCUGUGGCCUCCCUCAUGAGAGUGUUUAGCCUUGUCUUACUCAUCUCUGUGACCCUAUUCAAUAUCACAGCUCCUGGCACACUAACUACUGAAAAGGUACUCAUUAUUCACAUUCAGUUGGAAAGGACAAAUUAUAAAAAUGAAAAAAAAGAACACAGGAAAAGGAAAACAAAUAAUACUACUAUUACUGAAUAACAAGAAUUCUUACAAUUAAUCAAACAGUAAUCACUUUUUGCUGAGACCAGCUUGAUCGUGGAGACCCUAACCCAGUGGCACUAGAGGAAUUAAAGACACACACACAGAAAUAUAGAGUGUGGAGUGGUAAUCAGGGGGCUGACAGCCUUCAGAGCUGAGAGCCACAGAGUCUUACCCACAUAUUUAUCGACAGUAAGCCAGUGAUAAGCAUUGUUUCUCUAGAUUAUAGAUUAACUAAAAUGGGAAACAAAGGGUUGGGCUCUGGCUAGUUAUCUGCAGCAGGAACAUGUCCUUAAGGCACCGAUCGCUCAUGCUAUUGUUUGAGGUUUAAGAAUGCCUUAAGUGGUUUUCUGCCCUGGGUGGGCCAGCUGUUCCUUGCCAACAUUCCGGUAAACAAACAACCUUCAGUGUGGGUGUCAUAGCCAUCAUGAGCAUGUCACAGUGCUGCAGAGAUUUGUUUAUGGCUAGUUUUGGGGCCUGUCUAUGGCCAGAUUUGGGGGCCUGUUCCCAACAACUUUUUGCAUGUCUAGAUAUUAGAGAUACAUGUUAAUGGGAUGCUAGCAAAUCCUCACUGUACCUUCGGAAAAACACUUGCAUUCGCAGAGUGGGAAAAGAAUUAUAAAUUAAUAUUCUUUUUUUCUAUUUCAAUGCUGCUAAUCACCCUUGUUAUCCAUUAUCUGAAGAAUAUUGACCAUGAGCUAUUGAGUGAUACUAGCAGAAUUUCUUCCUUUUAGGCAUCUUGGAGUGGAUCUCUGUAUUUGGUGAGGGGAUUAGAAAGCAGAGUCUAUAGUUUCUGUUCACCUGCCUUUCACUUCUUCACUUUAUGAAAUAACAAAGAUUUGAAUAUGAGGAUGUUUGUUUUUCUAAUUAUUUAAAAAGUGUGCAUAAAUAACAUAAAUAUUUAGAAAAUAGAAAAGAUAGAGAACAAAAAUAAUGUGUAAUUCUUCCAUUCCAGAAUAAUUUACAUUUGGUGUAUUUUUCUUCAUAAUUUUCCUAUGCAAAUAUUUAUGCUUGUUUUGUGCAGUUUUACAAUCAUGAAAUCAUCUUCUACAUGUAGAUUAUGUACUUUUAUAUAUAACAGAAGUAACAAGUAUUUUUCCAAGCUAUCAAAUAUUAUUCAAAAAUUUCAAAAUUUUACUGAUUUUAAAGCAGUGCAUCUCAUUAAUUUAUUAAGAUUCUUAAUCAUCUACCCAUGUUCUGGCAUGGUGUUAGUUCUUGCUUACUGUGCCAUUCAGUCGUUUAUUCAUCUAGCGAAACUUUAUUGAAUAUUCAUUGUGUGCCAAACAUUGUUUUACCAAUAAAUAAAGUAGGCAAAAAUGAAAUAAAAUGUAAAUGCCUUGAGUUUAUAGUCUGGUAGAGGAUGUAGAUUAUGAAUGAAACAAACCCUGUAAGGAGUGUGUAAUUGAUCAAAAUUGGUAAAUGCCUAUUGGGAGACCAUUCUGCAAGGUCUUUCACACUUCUGCAUAUUUGAUAAGUAGGGGGCACUGACUUCCCUGCAUUCCACCUGUUUUUUUUUUUUAAAGAAAUUUAUAGAGUGAACAGUGUUGGCAUAUAGACAUAGCAUUUUUCUUCAAGGAAAUGGAAGGCAUGUUUACUGUCCGGUAAUAGAAAGAAAACAAAAUAUCUCCCUCCAGUCAAAUGGCAGCUAUAGCGGCCAAGGGAAAACUUCCCCUUUGCUCUCUGAUGUUUCACUAAAAAUCAAUUGAUGAUUGGCAGAUUAAUAAGAGAACCAACAUACAACUCUAUUAAUGCCAGGACUCAGCAAACAAUGCCCCAAAUAAAGGCUUCAGAAGCAAAGGUUUUUCUACGAGCUUCUCUCGCCCUCUUAUAUCUCAAUCCUCUUUUCCUCUAAACUAGUUACAGAAACUAGAAUCUUUCUUCCCCAAGGUAGGUCAUAGGAAUCAGAAUCCAUUUUUCCCAAAGCCAGCCAUAAAAACUAAAGAUACUACUCUAACUUUCCCUCCACCUUUCUGUGUAAAUUAUGGCCAUAACAAUAAUUAUCUGACCUAUCUUGUUUGACUCUAGGUCAUAAGACUCCCAUUUCACAGAAGGCCCUGCCCCACAGCCAGAAGGAAGGAAUGCUACUUAGGCCAAGAAGAAUCUAGACACAUAGGUUGUACAAGACGUAAAGUCAACAGAAAUUACCUUGAAGCUUUAAGUUUAAUGUCUGCUUUGCUGGAAUUCUGAUUUCCAUGAGUCCUGUUUCUCCUGUCCCUACCCCUGCCUUUUUUUGGUUAACUUCCCUUUUGAAAAAGGAAUGUUUACCCACAAUGGAUAACAUGGUUGUACUUUGGAAGUAAAUAACUUAUUUUUGACUUCAUAGGCUCAUAACUGGCAGGAAGUUGCCUUGAGUCUGAUAUGAAUUUUUAUACUUUGGAAUUUUAAGUUGGUGCUAGACCAAGUCACAACUUUUGGGAACUAUUUGGAUGAAAUGGCUACAUUUUGCAUGUAAGAAGAACAUGAGGUUAUGGAUCAGGGGCAGAAUGCUAUGGUUGGCAUAUUUGACCCUCCUAAACAUAUGCUGAAUUUUCGAUGUAGGAGGUGAGGCCUAGUGAAGUCAUUAUGGUCGUGGGGGCAGAUCUCUCAUGAAUGGCUUGGUACUCUCCCUGCAGUAACAAGUAAAUUCUGGCUUUAUUACUUUUUUCAUAGCUGCUUGUUAAAAAGAGCCUGGCACCUUACUUUCCUCUCUUGCUUUCCUCUCUCACUCUGUGAACUCAGAACCUGCUGGUUCUCCUUUCCUUUCUGCCAUGAGUGGAAGCAGCCUGAAGACCUCACCAAAGGCCUACGAGAUGCCAAUGCUGUGCUUCUUGUACAGCCACCAGACUGUGAGCCAACAAACCUCUUCUUUAUAAAUACUCAGCUUCAGGUAUUCCUUUAUAGCAACACAAUGGACUAAGACAGUUUCUAAUUUCUCUACACACCUAGAACCAGCAUGUCCUGAGUGGGUGAUCCUAAUACCUGAUAAUCACAGACAUACCAUUUGUGACAAAGUUUUCCAAAUUGGAGACAAUCUGGAGGGUAUCAAUCCUACCCCAGGUCCUGGCUUGCUUCAGGAAUCCUCGAUUGAGGGUGGAUAUGUUUCUUCCCAUAUCUCCAUGAACCAGUAUCUCCUAUAGUUGAAGACCACCCUGGAGCCAAAUGUACAAAUAUGUCUUGUUAUCUGAGGGCAGCUCAAGUCCGCUACCUCAUUGUUUGCUCCUGAAUCCUCAUUUUGGCUCAGGAAACUAACAUUUACAAGUGGUUAAGCGGUGAAUUAAAUGUGGCUAUUUUGUAGACUCGUGUUUAGGAAGCACCUUUUAACCCUUUUCCUGUUUUAAAAAAAAAAAAAGCUCACUGCCAGUGCUCAUUUAAUUUUACAUAAACACACUUUUUGAGGCUGAAGCAAAUCUGACUUAUUUUCAAUGUAAAAAUAUAAAAACUGUUCUUGGAGUUAUUUCUAAAGAGAACUAACAUCAGAAUUCUACGAAUCAUCACAAUCAUCUAUUUUGGAGAGAUUGGAUUCAUCAAAUGAAUCUUCAGCCAACAAGUGUGGGAAAAUGAUGUUAAUAUCACACAAACGAAUGCUACGUUUUCCAGGAUUUAACAUUUCCAGUGAUCAAGAAUUACUAUAUUUUGUAAGUCGUUCACAGGUGGUUCUGCAUGAUACGCAGGGGCCACCCAAAAGCAGACAGCUGCAGCACUACAGCCCCUUUGAAGUCCUACAUCCCUGAAGGACAGCAAUGAAGGGAAAUCUUCCCAGUGGGCAGAACUUCAAGCAGUGCACCUGGUUGUGCACUUUGCAUGGAAGGAGAAAUGACCAGAUGUGUGAUUAUAUAGUGAUUCAUGGCCUGUAGCCAAUAUUUUGGCUGGAUGGUAAGGGACUUGGAAGAAGCAUGAUUAGAAAGUUGGUGACAGUGCUUUGCAGGGAUGGGGCAAAGUUCUCCAGAAGGCUGUGUAUACCCUGAAUCAGCGUCCAAUGUAUUAGUACUGUUUCUCUCAUAGCCAGGAUUCACAGUCCGGGAAUCAAGGGAUGGAAGUGGAAGUGGCACCACUCAGCAUAACCCCUAGUGAUCCACUAACAAAAUUUUUGCUUCCUGUUCCCGUGACAUCACUUUCUGCUGGCCUAGAGAUCUUAGUUCUAGAGGGAAGAACGCUGUCACCAGGAGACACAAUGACAAUUCCAUUAAACUGAAAGAUAGUCAUCUGGACACUUUGGGUUCCUCCUACCUUUAAGUCAACAGGCUAAGAAGGGAGGUACAGUGUUGGCUGGAGUGACUGACCCGAGCUAUCAAGAUGAAAUCAGUCUACUACUUCACAACAGAGAUGCUUCCUUCCCUUGAACAUCAUACUCCAAAUUCUUCCGUUUUGGAACUCGGGCUGGCUCUCUUUGCUCCUCAGCCUGCAGAUGGCCUGUUGUGGGACCUUGUGAUCACGGUACAAACAAGAAAUCUUCAUGCCUUUCUUGACAGAAGCUUUGCUCUCUAGAUAAUCUUCUACUUCACAAAGAUAAGUGGGACAAAACAAACAGAUAUUUGGCAACAGGACAGGAAGAGGGGCAUGAAGAACCGAAAGGAGAGAAGGCCAAGGGAGCUCACCUGGUUGCAGACAGGCUUGUACUUGAGUCCUGGCUUGUUGAGGAUCAUCUCCAGCUGCCUGCGGUUGAAGUUUGACACCCCAAUGGACUUGGCCAAUCCUGCAUCCUUACACUUCUCCAUGGCCUGUGGAGAAAGGGGUUGUGAGGAAUUAUUUGUGCAGUUGGCUGCAAAUCAUGAUAAAUGCAAGACAGAACUGUGAGAGCAACAACUUUCAAAGUAUGACAAUGAAAAUAGCUAGCAGUGAUUGUCAAGAACAGAAAAAUUCAAACAGCAAAUAGGGGAAGAAGAUAGAGGCAGCAAGAGUAAGAAUUUCUAUCUCUUCCUUAGGAAACUGGAUAGAUUAAUGCACAAGCAAGGAAAGAGAUUCCUGUCCUCCUUGCCCCCAAGUCUUGUGCCCCACUCUCUAAACAUUCCUUUUGUGUUUUUCCCUUCAUCUCACCAAAGCUACUCUUGUAAAGUUUCUGAAUUUCUAGAUCUAAUGGUGCAUAUUCCAUUCUUUCCUAUUGAACCUGGGAAACAGAUUUUCUCUUUUUGUCAUCCUUCUCUGUGUCCUCUCUGCCAAGCACUCACCUCCCAGGUGGUACAGAGAUCCACUAUGUCAAAUAUUACUUUUCCAUUUUCAUCUGUUGGUGAAAGUUCCUCACCUGGCUGAAAUAGAAGCAGUCAUUUUAAUGAUGUCACAAAUUAAUUUCUCCACUCAUAGCUGUAAUCCCAGGUACCUUUAAGGACACUAAUCCUCCAUGAGACAGGUGGUACAAUGCUCCAGAAAGUGAUAUGUGCUAAAUGUUUUACAUAUGAAGGUAUAAGGAAUGUAUUCAGGAGACAGGCUUCCUCUAAUCUCUUACAAAUAUUAUAUGUAUAGAAAAGGACCAUUUUCUAGGUCUUAAUCAAGUUUCAUAGUUGACUUAUGUCACUUUAUUCUGCCCUUAUAAUUUCCUCUAUUAAAGUACCUCUCUUUGAUUUGGAAAUACCUUGAUAUCCAAAAAUAAUGGAUUGUACUCUUGUACACGGUAGGAUUAUCAGACCACCUGAAGACUUGAUAGUCUUUGGGCAGGACUGUGAAUCACAUAGGGUCAGCAGAAGUUGGGAGACCCAGAGGUGUUGUCUUAUGGUGAUGACCAUGAGCCUUGAACUGCUCCAAAGCCAUAAUCGCCACCAGUGAAAAAGUUUGGGUCAACAAUAAUAAAAAAAAAGUGUUGGAGUUUAGAGAUAAGAAUAGACAAAUGAUACAUUUUUGUAGACUAUUUCAUAUCCUUAAAUGUAGCCAUGUCUUUGACUUCCCAUUUUAUAUAACUCAGUAAACUCUGUUGCAUUAACUAGCCUGAGUAGAUUUCUGUAACUUUAAAUCAAAAGUUAUACACUACACAGUAAUUCCUGGCUAAAUACAGCUUCAAACUCUAUUGUGAAAGAAGAGGCAGCAGAAUAAUAAAGCUUUGCAAGUCCACAUUAAGGGUUUCUAAUUUAAGAACCAUGCAUAGUGGCUUCCACCAAAUCUGCUUCAGCUUGAAAUGGGGAGAGAUGGUGGAAACUCAUUGUGCAUCACAUGUGCAGCAGUUUUACUGGGCACCACAACUGCAUGAAACUCUGUCUGGGAACAUCCCAAGAGAUGGACUCAAAAGCCACAACUAAGACAGUGCCUUGAAAGAGACUAUUGUAAUUUCAAGUUUUUGAGGAAGAGGCUUUGAGGUUGCUGUACUCUCUUCUCUUGUAGGUGUGCAUUAGAGAAGUAGGAUUCAAAAUUUACUCGAAAGAAAGGAAAUUAGGUGUUCCACUUACGGUUCUUCUUCUGUGUGAUAAUCCCUACAUCCUCCUAAUAAAAAGCUCUGUUCAACUAUCCAGAUAAACAAUGUUUAUAAUGACAGCAGAAGCGUAAUUUUAUGCUCAUACAAACUGCAUACCUUUAGAGACAUUGGAGAAUGAAUAAGAUAGAGGUCAACAUAGUCCAAUUGAGCUUUUUUCAGCGAGUUUUCCAAGGCUGGUCGGACCAACUCUGGUCGAUGAAAAGUGGACCAAAGCUGCAGAGGUUAAAGAAUGGAGGUGAUUUUGAAUGAAUGCUUGAGCAAAUCUUAUUACUUUGUGCCAUCUAAUAUUUAGAUAUUUUCCUACUGCUUCAAAAUUUAUGACCGCUGGCAAACAUAUUCUCUUCCUUCUCAUGAUUCCUUUGGCUCUGACCUAUCCUUAUAAACUUUAUUAUACAUUGGAUGUAUAGUUUGUACAUCUACUGAAUGAUAGGAGUAAAUUCUUAAAAUGUAAAAAUUAGUAUUAAGUAAUAACUAUGAUGUUACCUGAAUUAUCUUCAGUAGAGUUUACAACUCAUUUUAACAGUCUAAUUCUUCUAUCCAUUCAACCCAAUGCUUAAGAAUAGCUAUUUAUGUUGCUUAGAAACUAAAGCAACAUAAAAGGGGGGUAAAACAAGUUUUGAACAUGCUCACUAUGCUGGACACAAUUUAGGACAAUUUAAGUGUGUAUGAUUUAAUACUCCCAGAGCUUUCUUAUAUUGCUUUCUAUCUCACUGAUAAAGAUAGCAAUUGAGAGAAUAAUAAGAAAUCUUAGAAAAUCACCCAGGCGAUAAGAAAAACCAUAACAUGAUUAUUGUUCUCUGUGAUUCUAUAGCACAUGUCAAAUCACACUGAUGUCAGCUGAAGCUCAAAAAAGUAAAGGGACUUUCAGGUCAUAAAUUGGAACACAGCCAAAAUGAAAAGUGAUCAUCAUUCCUUGAUUUUGAUUUCAGUUUUAAUAUGUGAAUAUGUGUGAAUAAAUUUCAACCCAGAAGCAAAAUUCACCCACAACUACUCAUCCAGUCAUAGAAAUGUCAUCUCCACACAAUCACAAUAAAUACAUGUGCACACAAGCUCAUCAUAGACACAGUACCUUUGAAGUGUAGAAUAUGUCUUCUCUCUUCACACUGCCAUCUGCAAUCUUGCUUCGGAUGGCCAGUCCAACCUGCUCCUCAUUAUUGUAUAAAUGAGCAGAAUCUAUAUGGCGGAACCCAGCUUCUAUUGCUAAUUUUGUGACCUCCAAAGCUUUACUUCUCGGAACCUGGAGGAGCAACCAAAGGUAGUAUCUGGUGAUCAUUGUGGCUGAGAGGUAGUUCAGGCACAAGCAUUGACUUUUAUACAAGAAUCAGCUUUUCCUCCUGUCUGUAUGUGGGGUGAAAAGUCCAUCUCAGUUUGCCUGAGUCUUUCCUGGUUAGUAAUAAAGGUUGAGCAUCCCAGAAACACCUUCAGUCUCAGGCAAUCUCUGGUUGAUCACUGUUAUGGAGGUACUCAGUGAUUUGUUGGAAAAGUUAACAGGACUGAAAUAGUCCUAAUUAUUUUUAAUAUAGUGAUAUUAUACAUGGUAAAAAUCACAUGGAGUAUAGAAGGGAAACGGUGCAAGCUCAUAUGAGUUCUCUCCCAGUGAUAUUACACAGAAUGCUCACUCAGACUUCCUCCAACAUCGUAUUUGGGAAAUGCUGUCUACAAGAGAUGUUCUUUGGUGUCUCAGUUCUUGAGAUUUUGACUGGAUGCUAGUUACAUCGACCCAACUAGGGUUCACUUGGGAAAUAAAGCAUCUGUGAAUAGUA